CCAAGACAAAAGUCAACCACAAGUCUUUGUACCUGUUUUAAAGCAGCAUCAUCUUUCUUAUGUAAGCUUCCUCAUAAAACUUGUACCCACAAGUACAUGUUUCUACAGAUUCUAUAUUUUAUUAACCGCUUACCUUGAAGCUUCCUUAGUUAGUUUUCAUACUGUAAAAAGAAAGAUUUCUUCAAGAAUAUAGGCACUAGUCUUUUACCAAAAAAAAAUAUAGGCACUAGUCACAGAGUAGUGUUUUUGAGCUAUGAAUGAUUCAGAGACAAACUUGGCGAGGAGUUUCAGCGAUGAUACUCACUCAGGGUUCGAACUUCCGGAUCUUUACUUGUCAGAUGAAUGGAUGGACGAUGAUCUUGUCUCUGUGGUUUCCGGGAUGAAUCAUUCUUAUGGUUAUCAGACCAGUGAUCAUGAUGCUCAUGCUUCCUCUGUUUUAUUCUCCGGUUCCUCUAGCACUUUCAUUCAUCCCGCAUCUCCAAGUACUAUAGCUUCUGCUGAAAACCAAAUAAAGAAAGAAAAGAAGAAAGUUAAAGAGAGAGUUGCAUUCAAGACAAGGUCUGAUGUGGAAGUGCUUGACGACGGGUUCAAGUGGAGAAAGUAUGGGAAGAAGAUGGUAAAGAACAGCCCACAUCCCAGAAACUACUACAAAUGUGCAGCUGAUGGCUGUCCAGUGAAGAAAAGGGUUGAAAGAGAUAAAGAUGAUCCUAGCUUUGUGAUAACAACUUACGAGGGCUCCCACAAUCACUGUAACAUGUACUAAGGCUCCUAUGAAUUUCAUCAUUUUUUUUUUCUGUUUUUUACCUAAGACAAGAGUCUGAGAAAAGAUACUGUCAGCAAUCCUAUACAACCAAUGCUAUUAUGACUCUGUUCUUGAGACUUUUCAAUGGUUAUUAUAUUUAUACUGCUUCUAAGU
Messenger RNA from Raphanus sativus (radish), 916 nucleotides. RefSeq names its product probable WRKY transcription factor 50. Gene Ontology annotation, biological process: regulation of DNA-templated transcription. The record is from RefSeq and is a predicted model, not a curated record. Gene Ontology annotation, molecular function: DNA-binding transcription factor activity; sequence-specific DNA binding. The transcript is spliced from 3 exons. NCBI's taxonomy places the organism in Eukaryota, Viridiplantae, Streptophyta, Magnoliopsida, Brassicales, Brassicaceae. The coding region runs from base 254 to 763 and encodes 169 amino acids.